UAGUAAGUGGUAAAAGUAUAAAUUAUAGAGAAAUCGUUUGGCUAUAAGAACGCUCUCAUCUCAUCUGCUAUCCCUACGCCACCGACCUCUCAAUCCCCAAAAUCUUCUACAAAUGAUAACAACUCUUCCUCUUUCUCUCUCCUCCUCUUUCUCUCUCUAACACACUCACACAUCCUUCCUUUUCCAUACCCGUUUUCUUUUCUCAUCAAUCAUUUUAUUCAUUCCUUCUUCCAUGGAUAACACUAACCAUAAUCACAAUGAUAAAAACAAUAACACCAACAAGAUUAACAAUAAUUACACCAACAAUAGUACUAACAAUAAUCCCUCUCAUUUCUCUUCCGAUUCCUCCGCCGCAGAAACCACCGCAACCGCCGGAAACAACCCGAACAACAGAGAUCAAUUUCUAAGACAUCUGAAUAAACUAUCACACAAGAUCUCUAAACCCAGUACCCAAAACCUCCCACCUUCUAACCUAGCAAGUUCCGGUGCUUCCAAUUCUUCAACGUUCAGAAAACCACCCCAUGAACCGCCGCUACUACCCCCAGUUCACCCACCACAACAACAACAACCCCCAGUUUACAACAUCAACAAAAGCGAUUUCCGCGAUGUUGUUCAAAAACUUACCGGCUCACCAGCUCAUGCCGCGGCGGCUCCGGCGCCGCCGCCGAUUCACGCGCCCAAGCCGGCUUCUUCCCGGCUUCAGAGAAUCCGACCGCCGCCAUUAGCGCAGCUUAGUCCUCGUCCUCCUUCGAUGCUAAGUUGUGGGGUCAACCCUCAUUCUCCUCUUCCACCACUCCCAACGUGCCACGCGGCAGCUGAGAGUCCGAUCUCGGCGUACAUGAGAUUUCUUCAUAGCUCCGUUGAUUCCUCCUUUAAUCGGACGGGUCAGAUGUUGCCACCUCCUUCUCCGCCGCCGGCGGAUUUUACGACGGUUCUUCCCCCUUUUGGGUUUUUGCCGUCGCCGAAGUCGCCGUGCCCUUUUGUUCCUCCGAAUAUGAUAUUUUCGCCGACGGGAAAUAGUCCGUUAGGGUUUCCGUUUUCGCCGACUGUUCCUGGUGUUCCUAGCCCUAAAUGAGAGGAAUUUUGAGGUGCUGAAGGUAAAUUUUCUAGGAAAUUUUUUAUUUCAUUAUAAAAUUUAUAUAUAAAUUUAUAGAUUUCAUGUGAUCAUUGCCCAGAAAUGUAUGAAGAAGGAAUUGAUAGAAUUUAGUUUUGUGGUUUUUGUUGGUUAAAGUUAGGGAUGUGCAAUUGUGCAUAUGUUGGAUGAUGAUGUAAAUGGAGUAGUGAAGAGGAGACUUUGAUAUUUAGAUGUUAAUGGAAAGAAAAUUUGACUACAGUUUUUUUGGUGAAA
Messenger RNA from Chenopodium quinoa (quinoa), 1348 nucleotides. RefSeq names its product VQ motif-containing protein 9-like. NCBI's taxonomy places the organism in Eukaryota, Viridiplantae, Streptophyta, Magnoliopsida, Caryophyllales, Amaranthaceae. The transcript has a single exon. The record is from RefSeq and is a predicted model, not a curated record. The coding region runs from base 233 to 1075 and encodes 280 amino acids.